AUGGCGACGGUGCAGGCGCACACCAAGCUGACGUGCCUGGCGUUGGCGCGGGAGGAGUUUGUGCAGCUGCUGGGGCCCCUGCAGAAGCUGAUGGAGCGUGAGAAGUCGCCGCAGGCGCGUGGGCGGCAGACGGGCGGGCUGGGGGUAAUUGCCCAGCGGCUCAGCAAGCUGGCGACCUUCAAGCGGCACGGCGCCAGCCACGGGCGGCAGCCGGCGGAGGUCCUGAUAAAGCGCCGCAAGCGGGGGCGCAACGGCGAGACGGCGUGGGAGGUGGUGCGGGCGCGGGGACACCUGGAUGAGGUGCAGGAGCUCAGGCGCGGCGGCAGCAAGCUGGAGGAGCUGGCCAACUACCGGCCCCCCUCGGGCGGCGGCGGCCGCCCCGACGACGGCGGCGGCGUCGACCACAACGCGGCGCCGUCGCUGACGCUGACGGAGGGCGCGGUGCUGGGGGGCGGCGCGUUCAGCCGUGUGAGCGUGGUCACGGAGGACAGCACGGGCCGCAGCUACGCCAUGAAGCGGAUGCGCAAGUCAGCAGUGGUGCAGUGCCCGGAGCACGUGUUCUGCGAGCAGGCUGGGAUGGCUUAG
Molecule: messenger RNA, 585 nt
Organism: Monoraphidium neglectum
Lineage: Eukaryota; Viridiplantae; Chlorophyta; Chlorophyceae; Sphaeropleales; Selenastraceae
Product: cyclic nucleotide dependent protein kinase
Exons: 4
Coding region: 1-585 (194 amino acids)
Molecular function (GO): ATP binding
Source: RefSeq, a predicted model, not a curated record